CUCAGGAGCAGAGCAUUCACCUUUUAACUUUGUUUUAGACUGCGAGGCCUCCGGCGGAGCCACCGUAGACCCUUUGGUUGGGCAGCACGGUAUUGUUUUCGAGCUGCGGGACCGGUGAGUCGGAGUCACCCCAUCGAAGUUCCAUCACAGGAGAUAGAAUCGGUCCACCAGACGAGGACAGCUGCCCUCCCUGAGGUUUUCCACGCACAUACUUCCUCACAGCAGUGCUCCUGCUCAGUUUCCGCCAGUCGGCGCAAUGAAGAUGUCCAUCUGUCUCCCUCAACUUUUCCUCCAACUCCUCCCGUUCCUCAUUCCAUGGGGCAAAACAAAUGGGGCUCAAGAGACGGAGGGCCCCCUGGAGAUCCACCUUGUCGCAGGGCAGCAACUGGAAGGGGACGCACCAAGGACAGCCACCCUCCCGCGGGACCUGGUGGGGAAGAACACCGACUUUGGCUUUGAGCUCUUCCGAAGAAUCACCUCCAGGCACGACGGCAAUGUCAUCGUCUCCCCAAUCUCAGCGACGUACGCCAUGAUGGCCCUGAUGCUCUCUGCUCGUGACCCAAGCUCACAGCCCUGGGGAGACACUGAGACGUCUCUCCCGCUCCGGUUCCUUGGACAGCUCGGGGGCAUCCUCUUUGGAAACCACAACCUCUCUCUCAACCGGGGGAGCUUCGCUUUUGUCGACAGACACUUGGAAAUCGAGGAGACCUUCCUCAACCUGAGCAGAAGCUACUUCAACAUGAAGUACGUACCUGUGGACUUUGGUGAUAUGGCAGAGACCAGGGCAAUCAUCAACCGUCAUAUAGAGAAGGAGACUCAAGGAAAGAUCCCAGUGCUCCUGCAGGACAUUGAGCCUGAUGUUCGAGCAAUCCUAGCAGACUACAUGUUCUUCAAAGGGAAAUGGCUGCACCCAUUCGACCCUUCUGACACCGGACUGGAAGCCUUCCACCCGAGUAGGUACAGCACCAUCCAAGUGCCCACCAUGUCCCAGGUCAACGACUUCGCCUCAACAUACGAUCGGGACUUGGGGUGCACCGUGCUCAGGCUCCCCUUCAAAGGGAAGGCGAGCAUGCUGGUGAUCAUGACGGACAUCCCUGGGGAGCACCUCUCCAUUGAGGACUACUUCACUGUGGAACUGGUGGACACCUGGCUAAGCCGCAUGGAAGUCCGCCAAAUGGAGGUCUUCCUGCCAAAGUUCAAGCUGGAUCAGCAACACAAGAUGCACCAACUGCUGAAGAGGAUGGGAAUUAAAAGCAUCUUCUCCCAGGGGGCGGACCUCAGAGGAUUCGCAGCUCCAAAAGAGGCUUUCAAAAUCUCUAAGAUUGUGCAGAGCGCAGCUAUCGAGAUGGACGAGACUGGGGCAACAGCAGCGGUGGCAACGGUGUCUGAGAUCACAGCCUAUGCAAUGCCUCCCAUCCUCAGGGUGGAUCGGCCCUUCCAUUUUAUGAUCUAUGAAGAUGUCUCAGGGACACUACUCUUCAUGGGCAGAGUCGUUGACCCAUCACGACUCUGACACAUCCGUCUAUGUGAGCCAUGGCAUGGUUCAACACGGACCCUUCCACGAGGACCCCUGGCCAGCUCAGAUGGCCAUUCUCUUGAGGUUCCCCAGAGUGGACGUCUGACCUGGAGUCUCUCAGGCCCAAAGAAGGGGCGGCAGGGUAAUAAAAAAUUGAAGCGACAAUC
Messenger RNA from Ornithorhynchus anatinus (platypus), 1683 nucleotides. It is a transcript of the gene SERPINA10, whose product is annotated as serpin family A member 10. Gene Ontology annotation, biological process: negative regulation of endopeptidase activity. Gene Ontology annotation, molecular function: serine-type endopeptidase inhibitor activity. The record is from RefSeq and is a predicted model, not a curated record. The transcript has 5 exons. Bases 257 to 1513 code for a protein of 418 amino acids. Lineage: Eukaryota; Metazoa; Chordata; Mammalia; Monotremata; Ornithorhynchidae.